CUGGGUAAAGGUAAGGAAGGACAAGGCUGAGCCAAGUCGGCGUGUGACCCGCCUUCUGGGGUGGCCUUAGCCAGCGGAGAAGAGAUUGGGGAGAAAAGGGCCCCACUCGACCCUCUCGGGCCUCGGCUACUCGGGCCUCGGCGGAAGAUGGCGGCUCCUGCGGGUUCGGCAACUCCCGCGGCUCCGGCCAAGGGCUCCGAAGCGGCGCUGGCUGCCGCCUUAGCGGACGUGCCUGAACUGGCCCGACUCCUGGAGGUUGACCCGUACCUGAAACCCUUCGCCGAGGACUUCCAGCGCAGGUAUAAGAAGUUUAGCAAGAUAUUGAGUGACAUUGGAGAGAAUGAAGGUGGAAUUGAUAAGUUUUCCAGAGGCUAUGAAUCAUUUGGCAUCCACAGAUGUGCUGAUGGUGGCUUAUACUGCAAAGAAUGGGCCCCAGGAGCAGAAGGAGUUUUUCUUACAGGAGACUUUAAUGGUUGGAAUCCAUUUUCAUAUCCAUAUAAAAAAUUGGAUUAUGGAAAAUGGGAGCUGUACAUCCCACCAAAGCAGAAUAAAUCUGUACUGGUACCUCAUGGAUCCAAAUUAAAGGUAGUUAUUACUAGCAAGAAUGGAGAGAUCUUGUAUCGUAUUUCACCAUGGGCAAAGUAUGUGGCUCGUGAAGGUGGUAAUGUGAAUUAUGAUUGGAUAUGCUGGGAUCCAGAACAUCCAUAUAAAUUUAAGCAUUCCAGACCAAAGAAGCCAAAAAGUGUAAGAAUUUAUGAAUCUCAUGUGGGAAUUUCUUCCCAUGAAGGAAAAAUAGCUUCUUAUAAACAUUUUACUUGCAAUGUACUACCAAGAAUCAAAGACCUUGGAUACAACUGUAUUCAAUUGAUGGCAAUCAUGGAGCAUGCUUACUAUGCCAGUUUUGGGUACCAAAUCACAAGCUUUUUUGCAGCUUCAAGUCGUUAUGGAACACCCGAAGAACUAAAAGAACUAGUUGAUACAGCUCAUUCAAUGGGGAUCACAGUCCUCUUAGAUGUGGUACACAGCCAUGCUUCAAAAAAUUCAGAAGAUGGAUUGAAUAUGUUUGAUGGAACUGAUUCUUGUUAUUUUCAUUCUGGACCUAGAGGGACUCAUGAUCUUUGGGACAGUAAAUUGUUUGCCUAUUCCAACUGGGAAGUUUUAAGAUUCCUUCUGUCCAACAUAAGAUGGUGGUUGGAAGAAUAUUGCUUUGAUGGAUUUCGUUUUGAUGGUGUUACAUCCAUGCUGUAUCAUCACCAUGGAAUGGGUCAAAGUUUUUCAGGUGAUUACAAUGAAUAUUUUGGACUACAGGUUGAUGAAGAUGCCUUGACUUAUCUCAUGUUGGCAAAUCAUUUGAUUCAUACAUUGUAUCCAGAUUCCAUAACAAUAGCUGAGGAUGUAUCAGGAAUGCCGGCUCUGUGUUCUCCAAUUUCCCAGGGAGGUGGUGGUUUUGACUAUCGAUUAGCGAUGGCAAUUCCAGAUAAAUGGAUCCAGCUCAUUAAAGAAUUUAAAGAUGAAGAUUGGAAUAUGGGCAAUAUAGUAUACACUCUCACAAAUAGACGCUACCUUGAAAAGUGCAUUGCUUAUGCAGAGAGCCAUGAUCAGGCACUGGUUGGUGAUAAGACACUGGCAUUUUGGUUGAUGGAUGCUGAAAUGUAUACAAACAUGAGUGUUCUAGCUCCUUUUACUCCAGUUAUUGAUCGUGGAAUACAGCUUCAUAAAAUGAUUCGACUCAUUACUCAUGCACUUGGAGGAGAAGGCUAUCUCAAUUUUAUGGGUAAUGAAUUUGGGCAUCCUGAAUGGUUAGACUUCCCAAGGAAAGGAAAUAAUGAGAGUUACCAUUAUGCCAGAAGGCAGUUUCAUUUAACUGAUGAUGACCUUCUUCGCUAUAAAUUCCUAAAUAACUUUGACAGGGAUAUGAAUAGAUUGGAAGAAAGAUGUGGUUGGCUUUCAGCUCCACAGGCCUUUGUGAGUGAAAAGCAUGAGGGAAACAAGAUUAUAGCUUUUGAGAGAGCAGGUCUUCUUUUUAUUUUCAACUUCCACCCAAACAAGAGCUACACUGAUUACCGAGUUGGAACAGCAUUACCAGGAAAAUUCAAAAUUGUGCUAGAUUCAGAUGCAGCAGAAUAUGGAGGACACCAGAGACUGGACCACAAUACUGAUUUCUUUUCUGAGGCUUUAGAACACAAUGGACGUCACUAUUCUCUUUUGGUGUACAUUCCAAGCCGAGUGGCCCUCAUCCUUCAGAAUGUGGAUCUGCCUAACUGAAGAGGCCUGAUUUCAGCUCCACCACAUGCAUAUGUGAGCUUUGUUUGCUUCUUCUGUCACAGAAUUUAUAAUGUAUAAGUUUUUCAAAAUACAGUUUGUUUAGCCAAAUCAGAUUGAAAUUAUUGCGUAUACCAAUAUGUAUAUACAACUUGAAAACAAUAGGUGAGGGAGUGUAUUUCAAAUUUUAAGGAUCCAAAUUUCCAAGCCAUUUGAACAGCUAGAAAUCAUGUAUUAAAAAUGUUAUACUUUGCAUCCAGUUAUGUGAUCCUUUCUGAUUUCAAAUUUGAAUUAUUCAUUAUGUAUAGUUAUUUCUAUUGAAUGUAUACAGAUGGAUAUUUGGUGGCCUUAUUUGUUCUAAUAUCUAUUAGCCUAAAUUGUGAAGUACUAAGUUUGUUUCUCUGCUUUUACAAAUUGUAUUAAUAAAUAUUGUAAUAAUAUGUAGUGAUAAUAUAAAAUUAAGAAUUAUAUCAAAGAUAAUGUAAGAACCUUACCUAUCAAUUUACUCAUGCCUUGUAUUGCAUUAAAUUUUAUCUUGUUAUCUCCUGUUCACAUAGUAUUUUGGUAGAUGCUGAUAUUCUUAGUCUUUCUGAAGACCUAAAAUGGCAAUUGUAUUAUUUCAGCAACCGUCUUUUCCUUUUGAUCAAUAAAAAUAAAUUUUCAAGAUUGCCUUCA
Messenger RNA from Marmota flaviventris (yellow-bellied marmot), 2937 nucleotides. NCBI's taxonomy places the organism in Eukaryota, Metazoa, Chordata, Mammalia, Rodentia, Sciuridae. The record is from RefSeq and is a predicted model, not a curated record.